Hippocampus zosterae (dwarf seahorse) is the source of this 5123-nucleotide messenger RNA. It is a transcript of the gene mideasb, whose product is annotated as mitotic deacetylase associated SANT domain protein b. Gene Ontology annotation, cellular component: histone deacetylase complex; transcription regulator complex. Gene Ontology annotation, biological process: negative regulation of DNA-templated transcription; regulation of transcription by RNA polymerase II. The transcript is spliced from 13 exons. Bases 547 to 3663 code for a protein of 1038 amino acids. Gene Ontology annotation, molecular function: transcription corepressor activity. NCBI's taxonomy places the organism in Eukaryota, Metazoa, Chordata, Actinopteri, Syngnathiformes, Syngnathidae. The record is from RefSeq and is a predicted model, not a curated record.
AAGGGGGCGGGACGAAGAGGCUUGUCACGAGACAAGCAGCCAGUCAAAACGCUUGUGGCGGUAGCCGGGUGUUGUUGGGUAUUUUUUGUUUGUUUGUUUGUUUUCUCCUCGUCUUAAUAGUGAUUACGACGCAUGCAAUCGUCCACGCAAUCAUGUGCAAUAGCGACUUUAGCACGUCAUGCUAGCAGCGUUGUUUACCCACCAGCGACUCGGAACUCCGCCUCUUGUAAGCGCGAAGAGGACGAGGGGUGGGGGGUGGCAGGGGGAGUGAGGUCAGCAGCCGCCUAGCAUGAGUCAAUCUCGGGCAAAGCAACGCAGCAGUCAUCGCCGCCUCGGUUCUGCACGGUGCGGACGGACCGAGCGUCACCGUCGUCGUCCGCAGCGCGACCUUUCGUAACGUUAAACACGUCGUCACCCAUGAAUGAGGAAGAGAGAGAAAAAAAAUCGGAAGAGGAAGAUAACUUGACGUCGAUGCAGUUUUACUCCUCUUCGGUCUUGUACUUAUGCUAGAGUGACCGGAAGGUUUUCCCCGACGCCGGAUUUUUCAUGCUGACCAUGAGCGUACCGGCCCAGCAGAAACCUGGCGCAGCAAAACGAACGGGCAAACGCAUCACCUUUUUCUCCGAUCCCACCAUGAAGGAGACCGCUCAGCACGGCGAAGCGUCCUACUACAUCCAGGGCGGCGGCGGCGGCGGCGGCGGCGGCGGCGAACCCGGGAAAUCGGAGGCGGCGAGCGGCGCGGCGGCGUCCAAUCCGGAGGGCCAUCGCGUAUACCUCAACUCGGUUAUCUUCAGCCCCGACAAGGGCGACCAGAACAGGGGUCACUAUCAGCAGACGCUGCCUAUGAAGUGGCCCCACCAGGAGUCGGGUCAGCCGCAGCCCAGAGCCACCACUUGGACCCCCGUGGCCAACUGGGGUCAGAACUUUGUCAACUACUUGAGUGAGUCCAGGAACCAGACGGACUUCGUAAAACAGGAAACCGGAGACGAGGUCGGAGACAAGCAAGCGCCCGCAUACGACCCCGCGGCGGACUUAUACCGAGACGCCGUGAAGGCGAGGGGUCUCGAUUGGGACCAGCAGCAGCAGCAGCAGUCCCAGACUUUUCAGGAGACCCUGAAACCCGGGGCGCUGAACCCGCAGCCCAACAGCGCGUCCCACCCUGUGGGCAGCUCGGUCUUGCAGCCUUUUCAGCUGGCGUUCGGGCAACCCCGCCAGCACCUGCCCCCCUACUACCAAAGCUUCCAGGGCAACGCCAGGUUACCCAACCCGCCCAACUACUCCGUGCAGGCCAAGCUCCCCCAGCAGGCUCCGCAGGUACAGCGUCAGAACCUCAUCCAGCAACAACUUGAACAGCAGCAGCAGAUGAUUCUCCAGCAGCAACAGCAUCAACAACUCCAAAUGCAACAUCAGCAGUUGCAACAACAAAGCCAGCACGUGCUCGACUACUACCCGCCAAACGUGCACUCCCACCCGCAGUUCGUACACUCCCAGGAGCCAUCGUUGGCGGCCGCCCCCCCACAAAUCCAGGAACCGCUCAUCCAGGACGUCACCCCGGCGCCGCAGUCGUUCGACCCGCCGUCCCUUCCCUCCGUUCCGCCGGAGCCCUCAUCGGAGACGCAGAAUCUCCGCAGGUCGCGGCGCCUCUCCAAGGAAGGGGGGGCGCCGUCGGACGACAACCCCUUCCCGGGCGACCCGGCCAUGCGGGGCCCUCAGAACGGGACGCGCGGCGGCGGCGACGCCGACGUCCUGGCCGCCCCGACGGGGGUCAUCCAGAGCACGCCGCGGCGGAAGCGCCGCGUGUCGCAGGAGGUCAACUUGGAAACUUUGGCGCAGAAGGCUUCCGAGAUGGAGACGCUGCCGUCGCAGGACGUCGAGGAGCCGCACAGGUCCUGGGGUCCCUCCCAGCCGGGUGGCCCCGGCAUGAAGCGGCCGCGAGACGACGGCCUGCUCCCGCUCGUCAUCCCCGUGUCGGUGCCGGUGCGCCGGCUGGAGCUUUCCUCGUGCGGCGACCGCGCCGGCGCGGCGCCGGCCUGCGGCUGGCCGCCGCUGUUGCCGCCGCCGCCGCCGCCCAGGCCCUCCGACCCGCCGGAGAUCGCCGGCGCAGAGCGCAAGCCGUCGGUCAUCGUCACACGCCGCCGCUCGCUGAGGAACUCGCUGAACGAGGGCUCGGAGCAGAACGGCGAGGACUCCCGCGCGGACGACGAUGUCGUGAAAAAGCUGAAGCGGCACCCGCGGCCCGAGCCCCUCUUCAUCCCGCCGCCCAAGCCCGGCGCUUUCACGGCGCCGGCCGCCGUCUACUCGGCCGUCACGCCGUACCAGAGCCACCUGCGCUCGCCCGUCCGCCUGGCCGACAACCCGCUGGCCGUGCCGCCCUACACGCCGCCGCCCAUCCUCAGCCCCGUGCGCGAGGGCUCCGGGCUCUACUUCGCCACCUUCCUGUCGGCGGCGCCGUCUGCCACGCCCAAGUCGGCCUCGCGCAACCUGCUCUGCUCAAGUAGCUGCGACAUGACUCCUCCGAUUCUGUCGGCAGUGAGCGAGCCCACUGCGGUCAGCAUUGAGCCACGGAUAAAUAUGGGCUCGCGGUACCAGGCGGAGGUGCCGGACCUGAGGCCGCGCUCCCUGGCGGAGCUGGACGCGCACGGAGCCGAGCUAGUCUGGGCUCCCCUGACGCAGCUGGAGGACAAGCCGGACUACCACAAAAGAGUGAAAGACCUGAUGCACCUGGCGUGUUCCAGCGCUUUGCGCGGCGGAGGCAGCAACCAGGAGCUGGCCCACCAUUGUCUGCACCGGAGCAACGGUGACAUCAUGGCCGCUUUAUCCCUGCUCAUGCUGAGCGAUCCCGUCUUUCCAACGUCCCACUCGUUGUCCGACUACCACUACUCAGGAUCGGACAAGUGGUCGGCGGCCGAGCGACGGCAGUUCAACAAAGGCAUGGCCGCCUACAAGAAGGAUUUCUUCAUGGUGCAGAAACAGGUGAGCACCAAAACGGUGGCGCAGUGCGUGGAGUUUUACUACUCCUACAAAAAGCACGUCAAGGUCGGCCGGAACGGGACGCUGAUCUAUGGCGAGGCGGCGUCUCCGUCCGGCGGGACGACCGAGGAGGAGGACACCAAUCCAAAUAAGGCCGCUCAUAGACUACAACAGCAGCAGCAGCAGCAGGAGGAAGAAGACAACAGGAAGUGGGAAGGCUCAGCUGACAGGAAACAAGAAGUCGGCCCUGCGCACACCCUGCCGUCGGCCGAGACCACCGCCACGGUCCUGAUCAUGAGGUCCCAGGAGGACGUCGUGGCCAGGGAUGGGCCGCCGCCGCCGCCGUUGCCUCCUCACGUCGUCGCACCCCCCCACAGGACCGGCCCCUCAACGGGCAACAAGGGCGCCGGCGGCCCCGAGGGAGAGUUCCCCUGCAAGAAAUGUGGCAGGGUGUUUUACAAGGUGAAGAGCCGCAGCGCUCACAUGAAGAGCCACGCCGAGCAGGAGAAGAAGGCGGCCGCCCUGCGCCAGAAGGAGGCGGAGGACCGCGCUCGCGCCGCCCAAGCCCAGGCCCGAGCCGCCGCUUUUAUGGCCGCCCGCCAGCCCAUCGGCACGCGGCAGGCGGGCGGCGACAGCGAGGACGACGAGGACGACACUUCGGACAGCGAGGACGAUGACGACGACUGGCAGUGACGCGCUUCACUGCGACUGCACCUUCAGGGACGUUUGUGUGUGUGUGUGUGUGUGUGUGAGUGGGAGUGCGUGCGUGUUCUCUAAGCUCUGCAACCUCAAAUCAAAAGCCAUGCUGCUUUUUUUUUCCUGCUUUUUUUCCCUCCACCCUCUACAGCCAUCACCAGGCCUCCCCCCUCCCCUUCCCGCCUUUCCAGGACCUUUGACCUUUUUUCAGACAGGUGGGACUGUUGCACUCUAGCGUCUUGUAAGAGUCGAUCGAUGCCUCUUUGACAAUCAAAAAAAAUCGUCGAUAUACUGUACAUUUACAGGGUAUUGCAAUUUGUUUUUGUCCCGCGUGGCUGCUUUGUACUUCCUGUUGUGUUUAUAUUCUUGUUGAUAACGUUUUUAGUUACGAUUGUCUUGAGCGUGUUGAGGUUUUUUUUAAAUUUGUAUUUAUUUCAACCAAUAGGAUGGCUGCUUGUUGGUUACUGUGAAGAAUUAAAAAGGGCAGGCCUGCAAUAGAUGGAGCGCAACACACACACACACACACACACACACACACACACACAAACUUUUUUUCCCCACAUGUGAGGACGCUGGGAAGGUUCUCUAUCCCGGCCAGGAGGCCUUCUCCUGGGCUUCAGACUCGCAGAUGACCCCCACCCCCCAUACAAAUUGUGUGGAUGACCCCAUUCUCAACUCACUGACAUAUAUUUAUGUAGUUUACAUUAUUUAAAAUUUGCCUGGUUCAUGGUUCACAGAUCCAGGGUGUGAGCUGACAGUGGCCACUUGGUGAUUUACCCUAGCCCAGCCAAACCUCGAUUCUGGGCUUCGGAGUCACAGAUUAUUACACCUCCUUGUGUGGAUGUAUGGCUGAUGUAUCAACUCGCUGGAAUAUUCAUUCAUUCAUAUUUUUUUUUUCAUGUUUUUUUUUUUACACGUGUAUGGCACCAUCAUACAUAAGUUUCACUGUGAGGAGGGUGGCUCAAAGUAAAAAAAUUCUGCCUUUGUUACUAAGGCAAGAGAGUUUGUUUUGUUUUGUUUUUUGGGGGGGGGGUGGUAGGAGAUACUUUGAGAGAUGGUUAAAUCCCAGAAUAUGACCUUGGGUCUAUGCACAGACUGUGUGUGUGUGCGCGUGUGUGUUGAUGACGCAAAACAGUAAAAUGGAAGACUGUUCCUGUUUGAUAUGUGUAAUUUAUAUUUCCUUCUUAUUUCGGGCUUGUUUUGAAAUUCUUGCAGCAGAAAAUUUGUAAAAUCAUAUUUAGCUAAUUACAUAAAAAAAGAAAAGAUGUAUAUGAGUGAAGGUCGACUUUCUACACUAUUUUCGUAAGGGGGUUCACACUAACGAUUGGAUCAACUGAAUGACGACGAGUGCUUUUUACGACCAUGUAACUUAUUUGUUUCAGUUUUCUACCACGUUUUUUGGGUCAAUGAUUUAUGAGGCGCUGUUUAUUAAACUUACAUAUUCCUGAAACCUUCAA